Recurvomyces mirabilis is the source of this 1761-nucleotide messenger RNA. RefSeq lists its product as uncharacterized. The coding region runs from base 1 to 1761 and encodes 586 amino acids. The record is from RefSeq and is a predicted model, not a curated record. NCBI's taxonomy places the organism in Eukaryota, Fungi, Ascomycota, Dothideomycetes, Mycosphaerellales, Teratosphaeriaceae. The transcript has a single exon.
AUGAGCGGCAGCGACCGGAACGAUGAUAAGAGUGGCUUUCCCAGUGAUGUCUUCCGUAAGAUGCAGGAAGGCCACGACAAAUUCAUGCAGGAGUUCCACGAAGAAGGCCAGCGCUUCCAACACGACAUCCGGACGGACAACAAAUCAUCCCGUAACAACUCGAAUUUCUUUCUAUCAUUCAAGGACUUUGUGGACACGAACCUGAACAGUCUGGCCGACAGCUUCAGAAGUCUGCCCAACAACAUCGCGGAGCUACGCGCGAAGAUGGAAGCCGAGCGCGAGAGGCGAAAGGCAGAUGAUCUCGAGGUGUGGCAAAGGUGGACUGGCUUGGACGACUCGCCUGACCAUUGCGCUAUGCUGAAUGAGCGCUCGAGCAAGGAAACGAAGGACGAGGCAACGAACGCCACCCUCAUGCUUCUGCGUGAAGCCUACCGCCGUAACGCGCAUGUUGACGAGGACAAGAUCAGACGACUGUAUCACGAUCCGGCAUCUCGUGGGCUGGACGCUUUUGCCGCACCUAUGCUCUCACCUGGAGGCGCAUGCUACUAUCAAUCUGACAGCGGCUACAACGCACCUUCGACUGCCAUCUUCCGCUUCGGUCCUUACGAUCAUAGAUGGCUAAGUAUUGACUGGUUCAAACGCAGUCCGUACUCGCCCAUAACGCUUGAAGCCACUCAGCAGCCCGACAAUUCUCUAUGGCGCGCAGCUUUCGAGGAUCUACUGAACGCAGCACUUGACAAGCCGAUGCAUUCAGAGGAGCGAAUCGGUGCCAGACCACGCGGCGAAAUACAAUCUACGCACACUGGCCCAGGACUGGACUGGAUGCUAAGCCUACAAUGUCGUGGUAUCUUGCCUCCUCAGCUGCCAGCGCUCUACAACAGUAUGUUUCACAAGACAGCGCCGAAGCUCGGACUAGUGGUCCAGGCAGAAUCAAUCAUGCGCCACCCUGAUGCUCAACAACUCGCUGACGAGAUCGCGACUCCCGCCGCACCCAGUGGUGUGGUCUGUGGUGGCCAACAGGGCUUGGUUGAGCAGGAUUUGUACGAGGAACUCGACAAGGAAGCUGUUGUCGAACACAAAAACCCAGCUCUUCUAGACUAUCAGCAGCAGCUUGCGCAGCUUGAGCAGCAAAAUCGAGAUCGCCUGUUGAGUGCACAGCAGAAACAGAAGGUCGCAGCCGCGGCCGCAGCCGCAACUUCUACGACCGUGGGCGAAGAGGUGGGAAGUGGACCAGGGGCAGCUUGGAAAUUGUACGAGGAUCUUGACGACGUGGAGGUAGCUCUCUGCGACGCCGUGGAGCGUGGCGACGGCCUCGCAACCCUACUUAAACUCAGUGAAUGGCACAGAAUUCAUGGAACUAUCGCGGAUGUCACCAAUUUACCAGAAAGCGAGGUCACGCAGAAUAUAGAGGAACUGGUGUAUCAGCUGGAAGCACUCGAACAGCAGCGCGAGGCAUUGGGCGUAUCGAAGCUUGACAACGAUACAAAUAGGACCCAUGAUGCUCAGAAAGGAUCGUUUGCUCCCCUAGAUGUGCACGAGCCAAAGCAAAAAGUCGACGUCCUCUCCUCGCUGACGACAACUCGAACGACCCGUCAUCCUGAUGGCACGACCACGACGACUGUGACUUUGAAGCAGAAGUUUGCAGAUGGAAGGGAAGAAUCAGAAGAAAAGAUACAUACGUACCACGAACCCAAGCAUGACCGACAUCAACCCGAGCAGACCGUGGAGAAGCCGAAGUUCAAGGGCUGGUUUUGGUCUUGA